Pterocles gutturalis (yellow-throated sandgrouse) is the source of this 778-nucleotide messenger RNA. RefSeq names its product mannan-binding lectin serine peptidase 2 (gene MASP2). The coding region runs from base 37 to 579 and encodes 180 amino acids. Gene Ontology annotation, molecular function: calcium ion binding; serine-type endopeptidase activity. Lineage: Eukaryota; Metazoa; Chordata; Aves; Pterocliformes; Pteroclidae. The transcript is spliced from 5 exons. The record is from RefSeq and is a predicted model, not a curated record.
GGCUCAGAGCAGAGCGGGCUCAGGCCGGAGAGCAACAUGAUGAGGCUGUUUGUCUUGCUAGCUGUGCUUUACAGUGAAGCAAGCAGUAGCAUUGUGCUGCAGAAAAUGUAUGGGAGGAUCACAUCCCCCGACUUCCCAAAUGUCUACCCAAAUCACAAGGAGAAAAUCUGGAAUAUUACCGUCCCUAAGGGAUAUUCUGUUCGCAUCUACUUCACCCAUUUCAACCUGGAGCUGUCCUACCUGUGUGAAUACGACUAUGUGAAGCUGAGCUCUGGUGGGAGGACCUUGGCUACGCUGUGUGGAAAGGAUAGUACUGACACUGAGGAGGCUCCGGGCAACAAGACGUACAUCUCCGUUGACAACAACCUCAUGGUAGUGUUUCGGUCUGAUUACUCCAAUGAGAAACCAUUCACAGGCUUUGAGGCUUUUUACGCUGCCACAGAUAUCGAUGAGUGCAAACAGCUAUUUGAUGGUGAACCCCUCUGCAAUCAUCACUGUCACAACUACGUGGGGGGCUACUAUUGCAGCUGUCGGGUCGGCUACACACUGCAUGAAAACAAGAGGACGUGCACAGCAUGAGAUCAUUAAGCUUCUCCUCGCUUAGGCAGAGAUGGAGACAGAUGUGCUGGGAAGAGCUGGUUUGCCCUCCCUCCUGACCUGCCUGUUGCAGUCCGCCGAAGGGCUGCAGGCUUCUCUUGCUCUGUGACUUGUAUGUCUCGGUUCCCUGCCUUUCAGACCUGCCUCCUGCAGACAAUAAAGAGGCUGUUCCUUGUUGAAA